AUGGUCCAAUUGACAUCGUCAAGCCACUAUGUCUUGUUCGGUCCACGAGAUGUGAAGGUGUAUCGUGACCUCAAAAUCUCAGAAAUACCAACAAUGGAGGGGCGACGAUUGGAGUCAGUCUACGUAAUGUCAGCAGAAUCUGCAUAUGUAGAUAGGACAAGGAAAAAUGAAACAUCAGAUCUAUGGCACAUGCAGUUAGGUCACGUUAGCUAUCACAAGCUAAAUGUGAUGAUGAAGAAGUCAAUGUUUAAGGGGCUACCUCAACUUGACGUGAGAACGGGCACGGUUUGUGCAGGAUGUCAGUAUGGUAAAGCACAUCAAUUACCAUACGAAGAGUCGAAGUUUAAAGCGAAAGAGCCAUUGGAGUUGGUUCAUUCCGAUGUGUUCGGGCCCAUCAAGCAACCAUCGAUACAUGGUGACGUUCAUUGA
Malus domestica (apple) is the source of this 429-nucleotide messenger RNA. RefSeq lists its product as uncharacterized. The record is from RefSeq and is a predicted model, not a curated record. NCBI's taxonomy places the organism in Eukaryota, Viridiplantae, Streptophyta, Magnoliopsida, Rosales, Rosaceae.